Molecule: messenger RNA, 492 nt
Organism: Funneliformis mosseae
Lineage: Eukaryota; Fungi; Glomeromycota; Glomeromycetes; Glomerales; Glomeraceae
Source: the annotation of a GenBank genome assembly
AUGUCUUCUAAAGGGUUCUCCAAAUCCGAAUUAGAAAGUUUAUUGUAUAAUCUUGACUACGACAAGAUUUCCAUGCCCCCAUACGAUAACCAGCAUACUAUUGCAUAUCACGCAAGAAAACACGCAAGGAUUAAGAUAUUAAGCGGAAUGGGAUUACUUAAAUGGAACAUAGAAAGCAUGGUGCAAAAGUUAUUCUUUCCCAAGAAUUCAAAUCUAAUCGAUUCAGCUACAAUGUGUGUAUGGGAAACAAGGCUCGAACCUUUUCAAAGACAAGAAUUUGAAAAGAUGGCAAAAGAAGCCAACGAGAUCAAUCAAAAUAAAAGACAAAUUACUGAAGACACUCUCAAUCGGAUCGCUAGAAUUGAUAUCCCACAAGUGGGGAAUCUUCCUUUGGAUCAUUCCUUCUAUAAUGGGACUAGUUUCAUGAAUAAUAACGAUUUCGAAUCAUUUUUACCAGCAGGGAGUUCAGGAAACUCAAAUUUUGGAUGGUAA